GCUGCCCUGGCUGCUGUUCCGGACUGCGCGCAGGGCUGUCCUCGGGUCCGUGGAGACUGAGCUCUGCGGUGAGCUUGACCCCUGGAAAAAGGGAGAACUCCUAAUUUUGGAUGUCAGGGAAGGAUGGCAUUAACGAGGAUUUGAAGUCAAUAAAGGAAAGCUGCCACAAUUUUUGUACUGCUACUUCUAAGGCUGUCACUUAUAAGGAACUCAAAAACCUGUUGAAUUCCAAAAACAUUAUGCUAAUUGAUGUCAGAGAGACAUGGGAAAUACUUGAAUAUGGAAAAAUCCCAGGAUCUGUCAAUAUACCAUUGAAUGAGGUAAGUGAAGCUCUCCAGAUGAACCCAAGAGACUUCAAAGAGAAGUACCAUGAAGUAAAGCCAUCCAAAUCCGACAGUCUAGUGUUUUCUUGUUUAGCCGGAAGGAGAAGCAAAAAGGCUCUGGACACAGCAAUAUCUCUGGGCUUUCACAGGGCUCAACACUAUGCUGGAGGAUGGAAGGAAUGGGAAACCUAUGAAUUUUCAGAAAACAAAAAAGGAAAUUGAGUUUUGGAAUACAAAUUGGCUGUUUCCUUGUGUACCCGCAACCUGGAGUACUUCAAUGAGCAAAAGAAAAAUGUAUUUCUGGAAGCAGUUGGUUAAUUCUAAGGGGGAUUAUAUAUAUCAACAACUUGUGCAGUCUUUUUCUCAUCUGUAAAUUGAGAAUACCACUCCCCCCAUCCACUUUCAAGGGCUACUGAGGAUUAAGAAUAAUGUAUAUGACUUGCCAUGGAAAUAUGAGUUUGGAUUCUAGAAGUUAAUUUUUACUAAUUCAGGAUAGUUCAAUAUUAUUCUAAAAGACCAAGUUACCUGUAUUAGACAUUACGUACCUGUACUGCAUGUGACUAUUAAUGUUAGUAUACCUUUUUUUCAUCAGAGAAGCUUUAAACUAAAAUACUAGAUUAAGAGGCAGAUUUGACCUUAACAACAACAAAAAAAAAGAAUCUGGGGUCAAUUUGGGUAUGGUGGUACAUGGUCUAUAAUCCCAGCUACUGGGGGUGCUGAGGCAGGUAGAUCCCAAAUUCAAGGCCAGCAUAGGCUGUUUAGCUAGACCUUACUUUAAAAUAAAAUUAAAAAAAAAAAAAAAAAAAAGGCUGCAGACAUAGCUCAGUGGUAGGGUAACUUAUCUGGAAUGUGAGAGGCCUUCGAUUUGGUCCCUAGAACCACAUAAAAGGCGGGGAGAAAAAACAAAUCUAGAUAAGCAGGUAAAAUAUGAAUAAUGAAAAUGUCAGUAACACCCAGCAACUCAUAGUAGUGUUAUAAUUUGCCAUUUAAAAAUUAAUGAUUAAUAUGGGGAUAAAAAUCAAAACAGUGAUUACUUCUGUGGAGGGUAGAUUUAACUGGAAAAGGCAAGGAAUGAACUUCCAAGGGUGAUAGAAAUGUUCUGUAUCUCGACUGAGGUACUGUAUACAUAGGUAUAAGUAUACGUGUUUGACAAAACUCAUUGAAGCAAGGACAAAAAUGUGUUUUUCUAUUAGUAAUUAUACUUAAAAAAUAAUGAAAAUAUAUAAAAAUGUCUAAAUACAAGUGAUUCCCAACACCAUGGGUGUAUAUCUUUGGAAUAUUAAGUCCUAUACUUGUUAGGUGCUAGUGCACUGAUGGCAAAUAAACCUGCUUUCUUAUUUAUGCCGCUUCUGACCCUCUCAUCCAUGUAGUCAUUCAGAGCAUGUAAGGCUUUAGGACUAACUAUAAGGAUUUGAUCUGUCCUAAAUGAGACAGAAAGAUUUGCAGAAUCUGGAGAUGUGAUACCUUGAACUUUGACAAUGUCAGUCUAGUUUCUUACAGACUAAACUCCCUACAAGAAUCAGGAAAGUUGGAAAAGGCACAUAUGCAUGUGCACGCGCACACACACACACAUACACAAAUAUAUAUGGUCAGUUUAAAGGCGUUAAUUUUGGAGGCAACAAGGAUUUGAAGUUAUGAUCUCAGGGAUAAGGAAAGUUAUUGAGAAUGAACCAACACUGAAGUACUGGACCUAACAAGGAACAGGAACCUGUUCUAACCUUUUAGUUAGAACUACCAACUAUAGGUGAGCCAGAAAUUGACCAGCCGUCACAAAAGCUUAAGAUAAACUUUGAAUCCAUUAAAUCCUGAAUGAAUUAAGGUGAUCUUCCUGAUACCCUAAGGACCUAUCAGAAGUAGAACUUGUCUGGAGAGAAAUAUUUUCUAGUGAGAGUAGGGGUUGGCAAUAGUUUAGAAUAUUGUAGGCUCAUGGUCAUUAGGUUUGUACAGCAACUACUCAACUCUGCUAUUGUAUCACAACAAAAGCAGCCACAGAUAACACAUGAAUAUUUUAAGUGUAAUUAUAUUCUAUUAAAAACUUUGUAUGGGCCCUUAGGUUUGAAUUUUAUGUAAGUUUCAUGUGUUGCUAAAUAUUAUUAUUCUUUAGAUAAUUUUUCAACCAUUUAAAAAUAAUACAUUUUUAGCUCAAGGCCAGACAAAAACAAGUGGGCAGGCCAGAUUUGGCCUAUGGGUGAGGUUUGUAGUUGACUGAGUUAGAGUGACAAAUUAUCCCUAUAAUUUUUCAUAAACAAUGUUCAGAAUUCUAUCAAAACUUAACUGGUGCCUACAAUUAAGUAGGAGCUCAUGAUUUAAGGAAAAAAAAAUAAAGAUAAUACUUUUCACAGAAGAUCUAUCACAUAUUAGAAUUUUCAGACAGACUUUAAAAAUACGAUUAAGAUACUUAAUAGCUUAGAUAAAAGGAAAAAUUUAUCAGAGAAUGGAGACAAGAAAGUAUCAAGUUAAAAUUCUAGAACUUAAAAAUACAAUAACUGAAAUUAAACACCUAACAGAUGGUAAAUGGUUUUAGCAGAUCAGACACAGCUUAUGACAAGAUUAGUUAAAAUGAAAAAAAAAUAGAGGUAUAGGUAUUAAUAUGGAUGACUCUCACAAUGUUGAGGAAAAAAAAAUAAACACUGUGCAACAUAAUUUUAAAACAUACAAAAUAAUAUUACUUAGUAUAUAGGCAUAUAUAAUGUGAGUAAAUUAUGAAAAUACCAAAAUUUAGGAUAUUUUCAUUGAAGGCAGAGGAAGGGGCACAUAAGCACUAACAAUAUUGUUAACACUUUAAUCCCAGCUACUUUGGAGGUGAGGCAGGAGGAUCUCAAGUUCAAGGCCAACUUACCAAGACCCUGCCUUAAAAUACAAUUUUUUAAAAGUGCUGAAGAUGUAGCUCAGUGAUAAAGCAUUUGCUAUCAUGCACGAGGUCCUGGAAUUCAACCCAAAAUACCACAAGAAAAAUUGAUAAAUGAGUAAAACCAUAAUUGAGGUCUGUGGUAUCAAAGGCCUCAAAUGUAAAAAUAUAACAUGAUUUAAUAUACCACUCAACAAGUAACUGUUUUAUUUCAACCACGGGAGUAUAUCACUCUUACUUUGAUAAUACAAGGAUAGAUUGAAAGUUUUAGAGAAAAGCUAGAUUAUAUAUUUAAGUGCCAUAUGUACCCUACAGCACUCUUAGAAUGGAAGAGAAGGGAGAAAUCCUAGAAAAAGUGGCAAAAAUUGACAGAAUUCUGAGUCAGUGAUUCAGGUUUCUUUUAUUCACACUGCCUUUCUUACCUGUUUAUGAUCUCAGCAGGGUCUCUUAGAUUCUGUGGUAAUGUAUCUUUUUGCUAUUUAGAAUGUAUAUGACAUGAGAAUACUGCAUGGAGGUAUGAUCAGCAGCUACUUUGUGAAGAAUUUUACAUUAUCAAAGACAAAUGAAAAACUUGAAUGUUAUUCUCACCAUUUGGUAAAAAAUACUGUUCAAUAUCUAUAAGGACUGCAAAAUAGUGUCAUCACCACUUUUCAGUGCUAUGGGUUUCUCCAGGAGCAACAUAAGGAAGGAAAAAGGAGGAAUGUUUAAAGGCAUUAUAAUAAUAGAGUCUGAUUCAAAUGUAUCAGAUAAUAGGUGCUGAAUAUUUAAAACUCUUUUUAUAAUCAUCAUUAUUAUUUCUGUGAGAAUCUGUACCAUAUGGUAUCUGGUUAUAGGUAGCUGAUAUUUUGGGUUGCUGUUGGCGUUCACUUAGCAUUUAUGGGUAGAGAACAUAGGUCAAACUUUCAGCUGAAUAUCUGGGUACAGGAAUGGCAGUGUAACCCCUUAGAGAAAACAGGAAAGUAAACUAAAAUUCUGAAUAUUGAACAAUGAGAUAACUAGCUCCUUGCUAGUUAUCUUGUCUCCAAAAUCUCAGACAAUUCAGCUUCCUCCACCUGAGAUAGAAAGCUAGAAGAUUCCUACCUGGAAAAACUGAUCCGUCAAAGAAAAACCAGAAAAUGAUGGUGGGGUGAGAAGAUGGCCCAUGAAAAUGUUUUGUUGAUCCUUUACGUUACAAUGAAGCCCACCACUGAAAAGUCCUACCUGUGUACAGAGACCUUCCAAUCAUCUUCCUCUGUUCCCCUCUAAUAUAAAGGAUUCUCAGACAAAUAAGGCAUUCUAACAUGAAAGAUUAUGAACAAAUCAUAUAGAAAAAAGGAACUUCAGGGAAAUGGUGUUAAUACAGGGAUCAAAGAAAAUUUCAAAAGAACCAAAAACCCUAAAUAUCCUUAUAAUAACAAAAACACAUUGAACUCUCAAACAAGAACAAGGUGCUACAUAAAAGACUUAGAUAUCUAACCAUACAAGAGAAAAAAAAAAGGGAAGUCCCAAUAGAUCAGUUCUAUGAUUAUAAUGGUGCUACUUUCGCCUACAAUGUAAUCAGUCCAGACUGGAGAAUGAAGGGCUCAGGAAAAAUAUUUCCACAUGAGUGAUUUUGGGGAAUAAAAGAAUAGUAACAAAUGGUUCUGGGAUAAAUUAACAGAAAGAUAAAGUAAAGCAAACAUAUUAUAACCGAGUUAAUCAGUCACUAGUUCUAGAAAGACAAAAUAUUUUAAAAGAAAUUUAAUCAGAGUAAUAUAAAUGACAUUAUCUAAGUAUGCCUAAUAUAUAUUAAAUACGAAUUUACCAAAAAUUGUAUAAUUACAUGAUAGGAGAAGUCCCAGUACAGGAACAGGUUGGAAAAGGGGAAGAACAAAGGGAGAUGGAUGAGAAAGCAAAAUCUUCAUCUUCUGUAGCAGGAAGUUAAUAGAUAAUAUUUACAAUUGAAAAAAAACUGAAUUAAAAAAAAAAAGAGAAGGCUAAGCAGAGGAGGCCAUAAAGUAUCUGAAGCUCAGAUACCCAGGUUUUAAAAACAAGAACCUAAGCUCCGGCAUUUACAUCUUUAACCCUCCUGUUUCUGAAUCUCCUCAUUUCUAAAGUAAAACUGCUCUGAGAAUUGACUUAAUAAACAGAGGGAAUACAAUAUACUUGGCACACAGUAACUACAACAAUGCAAUAUCAAAUGCCUGUCACUUAGAAAUAUGAAAAUAAAUAGCAGAGAAGUUAAAGUGUGGAGAGUAGGAAUGAAAUGUGGGUGAAAUGGGACAGGAAAUUAACAUUUUCCUUAUAUGGUAAAGAAACUGUCCAAUGCAACUGUCCAAAUCAUUAUGUGAUUUUAUGAAUAUGUAAUUUAAAAUUUUUUAUAUUAAAAAAUUAAAGAAACAUUGAAAUUAA
Molecule: messenger RNA, 5541 nt
Organism: Marmota monax (woodchuck)
Lineage: Eukaryota; Metazoa; Chordata; Mammalia; Rodentia; Sciuridae
Gene: Tstd3
Product: thiosulfate sulfurtransferase like domain containing 3
Exons: 4
Coding region: 111-545 (144 amino acids)
Cellular component (GO): mitochondrion
Molecular function (GO): thiosulfate-cyanide sulfurtransferase activity
Source: RefSeq, a predicted model, not a curated record